Messenger RNA from Linum tenue, 3151 nucleotides. The record is from the annotation of a GenBank genome assembly. Lineage: Eukaryota; Viridiplantae; Streptophyta; Magnoliopsida; Malpighiales; Linaceae.
AUAACUGAUCCACCUUGGAGCACGCAAAAUAUGACCUAGCGUCGGCAGCACAAGUUGACAACAAGAAACCGAAAGUCUGAAAUUUCGUGUCUGUCCAUGAAAAUGACAAACGGAAGAAGAAAGAAGAAAACAGAGGACGUGAGAAAGGGAAAACAGAGGAGCGAAAAGGGGGAAAAAAUCAAAACUUUAAGCAACAUUUUCCCAUUAUGAAGUAGUGUGGACUGUGGAGUGUAGAGUAGUAGGUUGGUAGUGCUUGUUUGUCAGUCUCAAAUUCAAUCCUCCAUUUUGUACGAACAAAAGCCGGCAGGCAGGGCAUCAUUCACUUCGCUACCGCACUUUCUACCCAACAUUUUCCGCUUUCUCUCUUUUUACCCUCGUCGCUUGUGCCAUGGCGACGGCGACAACCCUGAAAGCAGGGACAAGACCGCCGUGGGUGGGUCUCGGAGCGGCGAUCUGGGUCCAAAUUGCGGCAGGGAAUGCGUACAACUUCCCUCUUUACUCCCAUUCCUUGAAAUCCGUGCUGGGUUUCAACCAGCAGCAGCUUUCUAUGCUCGGAGUGGCUAAUGAUAUCGGCGAGAACAUUGGCGUUAUCCCUGGGAUCGCCUGCAACUACUUGCCUCCAUGGGUGAUUCUCCUCGUUGGAUCUUUGGCUUGCUUCUUUGGCUAUGGCGUCCUCUGGCUCUCGCUUAGCCGCACAGUGGAGUCCUUGCCCUACUGGCUGCUCUGGCUAGCGCUAUGUGUUGCUACAAACAGCAGUGCAUGGUUCAGCACAGCGGUGCUGGUGACCAACAUGAGGAACUUCCCUCUCAGCCGAGGCACGGUCGCUGGUAUUCUCAAAGGCUAUGGAGGAAUCAGUGCAGCGGUAUUCACCGAGAUCUUCAACAUCUUGCUCCAUGGAUCCUCCUCCAAGCUCCUCAUGUUCCUUGCUGUUGGGAUUCCCAUACUGUGUUUUGCAGUGAUGUACUUUGUGAGAGCUUGUACUGAAUCAUCUGGUAAUGACCCUUCCGAAAAUUCCCAUUUCCUCUUCAUCCAAGGUGCUCUUGUCGUGCUUGGCGUGUAUGUCCUGACGAGCACAAUACUUGAUCACGUGCUUAGCCUGAACCCUGCGGUUUGUUACGCGAUUCUGGCGAUACUGUUUGCCCUCCUUCUGGCUCCUCUGGCUGUUCCCAUCAAGAUGACUUUUGCUCGAAUGACGAGUAGCAAAUCAGUACCCAUCGACAUCGACCAAAGGGUAUCCUCUACUGACUCUUUGGUGCAAGGGGAUGGGAGCAUGGAGAAAACUGAGCCAUUGCUGAUGAAGAAGUCUUCGUCGGCAACAACAAGUGAGAGCUUUAGGGAAUGCGACGAUGGGUCGGAGGUGGCAAUGCUUCUAGCUGAAGGGGAAGGAGCAAUCAAGAAGAAGAGGAGGCCUAGAAGGGGGGAGGAUUUCAGUUUCACUGAAGCUGUAGUGAAAGCUGAUUUCUGGCUCAUUUUCUUCAUUUACUUCGUGGGAGUUGGCUCUGGCGUGACCGUGCUAAACAACCUGGCUCAGAUAGGGAUUGCACAAGGAAUGCAUGAUACAACAAUCUUACUCUCACUCUUCAGCUUCUGCAAUUUUGCAGGGCGCCUUGGUGGAGGCGUCAUCUCUGAACAUUUCGUCAGGACGAGAACAAUCCCUCGAACAGUAUGGAUCACAUGCGCCCAAGCACUGAUGGUGGUGACAUACCUCCUCUACGCAUCUGCCAUAGACGGGACCCUCUAUGCAGCAACUGCGCUGCUCGGUAUCUGCUAUGGGGUUCAGUUCUCCGUCAUGAUCCCGACUGUCUCAGAGCUUUUUGGGCUGAAGCACUUUGGUAUCUUCUACAGCGUCAUAUCGAUAGGGAACCCCAUCGGGGCAUUCCUCUUCUCGGGCCUCCUAGCAGCAUACGUUUACGACACCGAGGCAGCCAAGCAGAACGAAUCGAAUAGUAUGCUGCACAGUUCUGGUUUCUCUUGCUUGGGUCCAGACUGCUUCAGGCUGACCUUCUUGGUUCUAGCUGGCGCCUCUGCCUUGGGCUCCAUCUUGAGCUUCGUACUAACAUUGAGGAUCAAGCCUGUUUACGAGACCCUUUACGCUGGCGGCUCGUUCAGGCUGCCUCGGACUUCUGAUGAUCAGUAAAUCGCUAGAAUCAGAGUGCGUUUAAGCAAUUCUUCCAUCUUAAUUUCAAGAAUUGGAAUGGAAGGGGAUACGUACUUCGGCAAAUUACCGCCGGAGCUACUAGGAAAAAUAGCCACCGCCCUUCCGCUCGAUGAAGCCACGAGGACCAGCAUCCUCUCCCGCCGAUGGAGGAGUCAGUGGAGAUCGGCGCUGCCAAACCCGCACUUCGCCGGCAACCCGACCACCCAAUUCGCCCCCAACGGUUACCCAAUCUCGUGCUUCGACACCGUGGACGAAUUCCUGAACUGGGUCGACAAGGUUAUUACCCGCGGGGCCGCCGCCGAGCUCUCGAUCGAAUCGCUGGGGCUGAAUUUCGAACCGGAGGAUACACAUUGCGGGUGGAUCGAGUUCAAUUACAAGGAGGACGGAUCCAAUACGGCGGCGCCGCUGGUGGACGGCGCUUGCACCUGCUGCCGAUUCAAAGUCGUGUCUUUUCGCAGGCCGGACAGAGUACUCUCCCUGAGCGGUCUGUUGUCGGGAAGAAGGCGGGGGGAACUUCUCAAGCGCUUGGCCCUGCGGAACUGCGACAUGGGAAUCCUGAGGAGCCAACUCACCGGCGCCGGCAACGGUUUUCAGUUUCUGAUAUCGCUGGUGAUGCAGAAGGGGCGAUUCAUAGAGGCGAGAUUCCUGAGCUGUUUCAUCUACGGUUGCCCGGUUCUCCAGGAGGUGACCUUGGAAGACUGCUACAUCGUGGACAAUUACGAGUAUGGGGAUGAGGACGACACCGUUCUACGACCUUGCUCCGGUGGUCGGUUGAUGAUCGUGAGUGAAAGCUUGAUGCUUUUGAGAUUGACUAGGUGCAGUGGCUUCGCGGAAGUUGUGUACGUGUCCCGAAAAAGAAAAAAUGAUUAUCGCCCCACAAUACAAGAUGACACGAUAGAAUUCGAUUUUUCUGAUUUCGAGCCAUUAUCGCCCAGCGAUGUUGCCUUAUUGACAUUCUCUUGGCAACUUGGGUGACAAUGAAGAGAGAGUUCA